GAGAGAGAAACUACAACUCCCAGAAUGCACUAGGAAAAGGAAGGAAACGGGGCGGGGUAAGAACGACCCCUGGCGGCUGCGCAGAAGUGGAGAGAACUAGUAUCAUUAGUCACGUGAUGCUGGCAUGGCGGUGUUUGCGGAUUUGAAUCUGAGGAAGGUCUCUGACACGAAAGCCCUUAAGGGUCUUCUGGAGAACGCUGCUCACCUUGGGUUUUCGACUGUUGCCAUUAAUCAUGUUGUGGACUUUAAGGAAAAGAAGCAGGAAAUUGACAAACCAAUAGUUCCUUCUGAACUUUUUUCAUCUUUGCCUAUUGUACAGGGGAAAUCGAAACCUAUUAAAAUUUUAAGUAGACUGACACUUAUAGUAUCAGAUCCAUCUCACUGCAAUGUUCUGAGAGCAACAUCUUCUCGUGUCAAGCUAUAUGACAUUGUUGCAGUUUUUCCUAAGACAGAAAAACUUUUCCAUCCAUCUAUUUUUUGUUUGUUUCUUUGGUUUUGCCCUAUUGGGUCUGUGACCCCCGAUGGAAAAAUCUUUUGGAUUCUUAUGGUUGCUUGCACUAGUUUAGAUGUGGAUUUGGUAUGCAUAACAGUAACAGAGAAAUUGCCAUUUUACUUCAGAAGACCUCCUAUUAAUGUGGCAAUUGAACGAGGCAUCGGCUUUGAGAUUACUUAUUCUCCUGCCAUCAAAGACUCUACGAUGAGGAGAUAUACCAUUUCCAAUGCACUCAGUCUGAUGCAGAUCUGCAAAGGGAAAAAUGUAAUUAUAUCUAGUGGUGCAGAAAGGCCUUUGGAAAUAAGAGGACCAUAUGAUGUAGCAAACUUAGGCUUGUUGUUUGGACUCUCUGAAAGUGAUGCCAAGGCAGCAGUAUCCACAAAUUGCAGGGCAACGCUUCUUCAUGGAGAAACCAGAAAGACUGCUUUUGGUAUUAUUUAUACAACAAAGAAGCCAAGAACAUCUGAGGAUGAUGAUAGUGUUCCAGCCUGCAAAAAAGCCAAGUGUGAGGACUGACUGAAAGAGGUGCCUUGUCUUUCACCAACCCAUCCCUCUCCUUUCAUUGACUGCCACCAAUGGUCAUGAAAAUGCUUUACCACUCUCCCUGCUUGAAUUUUGUGUUGGAAUUAAUCAUUUUAUAAACCUUUUUUAUGUCCCACUCAAUAAAAAUGAAAACGGACCAAUGAACCACCAGUUCUCCUUAGCAUCAAUUCACUUAGAUAAACUUGAUUUAAAUGAAAAGUAGAGGAAUGAUAUUUUUGUCUCUGCUUGCAAGUAAGACAUGAUGGAGAACAUAGCAGAAUAUUUUAAUUCAGUGAAGAAUCACCUUAUCUCUAUCUCUUGUUCUUUAAAUACUUUUAUACUUUUUAUACAACAAUAUCAGUAAUUUAAUUUAUUUUUUCUGUAUUACUACUCAAAAUAAAUGGUAUGUUUGGGGGUAUAUUUAAAAUUUGUCCUCUGGGUAAAAUUUGUAAUACUGAUUUUGAGAUGAAGUUGUCCUUUGGUGGGGAGGGGUCUUUUUUGUUUCUAAAAUUUUUUACAUAAGAAAAAUGUAUUGAUGUAUUUACUUUAAUACAAUGGAUACUUCCCAACAAAUAAUAAAACAAAAUCCCUUUACAAAGUGUAUUACCCCACCCCUUGCCCAAGAAGCCAGAUUUGUUGUUUACAAAAAAGAGAGAUAUAUCUUUUAACUUUAUAGGACUCAUAUUGACUAUUGUGUUUUACCAGUUUGUUGUUUCUCCUUGUUGACUUAAUUUAUAUUGUAGGAGGAAUCCUGUACAUUGUUUAACCUCUGCCUUCCUCACUCUUCUUCUUAAGUAUUCCUGUGUUUCUCUGAAUUCCUCAUAAUUGUCAUUCUUUAAGCGCAAUAUAUUAAUAUAUUUUUAUACCUUAA
Messenger RNA from Dromiciops gliroides (monito del monte), 1886 nucleotides. It is a transcript of the gene RPP30, whose product is annotated as ribonuclease P/MRP subunit p30. Gene Ontology annotation, molecular function: RNA binding. The transcript has 12 exons. NCBI's taxonomy places the organism in Eukaryota, Metazoa, Chordata, Mammalia, Microbiotheria, Microbiotheriidae. The record is from RefSeq and is a predicted model, not a curated record. Gene Ontology annotation, cellular component: nucleolar ribonuclease P complex. Gene Ontology annotation, biological process: tRNA processing. The coding region runs from base 125 to 1009 and encodes 294 amino acids.